AUGACCCUCCACCCCGAAGUCCUCUGGGCCCAGCGCAGUUCCGAGUCCGACGAGAAAAAGAACGUCCUCUAUGUGACCGUGAACCUGCCCGACAUCGAGGCGGACACGAUGGACUUCAAGCUCACCCCGACCUCGCUCUCGUUCAAGGCCAAGUCGGGCAACGUCGACAAGGGCCUCGAGGAGAAGGACUACGAGUUUGCGAUUGACCUGUUCGAGGAGAUCGACCCCGAGGCAUCGAGCCGGAAGCUCACGUCGCGAUCGCUGGUGCUCGUCCUCCGCAAAAAGGAGAAGAAGGCGGAGUACUGGCCGCGUCUGACCAAGGAGAAGGUCCGGAACGCGUUCAUCAAGACCGACUUCUCCAAGUGGGUCGAUGAGGACGAGCAGGACGAGAAGACCGCGUUGGACGACACCGAGGAUAUGGAUAUGGGCGGCAUGGGCGGAAUGGGUGGAAUGGGCGGCAUGCCCGGCAUGGGUGGUAUGGGUGGUAUGCCCGGCAUGGGCGGCAUGGGUGGCAUGGGCGGCAUGGGCGGCAUGGGCGGCAUGGACAUCGAAUCGAUGGGUGGCUCCGGUGCUGGCGCCGGCGCGCUGAACACGGACGACAUCGACGACGACGACUCGGAUGACGAUGGCCCGCCGCCACUGGAGGAUGCUGAGCCCAAGGCAUGA
Epithele typhae is the source of this 666-nucleotide messenger RNA. Its product is annotated as HSP20-like chaperone. Bases 1 to 666 code for a protein of 221 amino acids. The record is from RefSeq and is a predicted model, not a curated record. Gene Ontology annotation, molecular function: protein-folding chaperone binding; Hsp90 protein binding. Gene Ontology annotation, biological process: chaperone-mediated protein complex assembly; protein folding. Gene Ontology annotation, cellular component: nucleus; cytosol. Lineage: Eukaryota; Fungi; Basidiomycota; Agaricomycetes; Polyporales; Epitheliaceae. The transcript is spliced from 5 exons.